Messenger RNA from Lycium barbarum (goji berry), 1716 nucleotides. Its product is annotated as putative F-box protein At1g50870. The transcript has a single exon. Bases 571 to 1584 code for a protein of 337 amino acids. The record is from RefSeq and is a predicted model, not a curated record. NCBI's taxonomy places the organism in Eukaryota, Viridiplantae, Streptophyta, Magnoliopsida, Solanales, Solanaceae. Gene Ontology annotation, molecular function: protein binding.
GAAGAUUUUUGAACUUGUGGUGUAAAAUGAGGCACAUGUAUUUUAUCUGGCUAUAAUUUAUUACAUAAAGGUUAACUGUUUCGAAAUAUGGAAAAAAGUCAUUCUUUUUUACACAGACUGAAAAGGAAAUAGGUUCACAUAAAUUGAAAUACAGGGACUAUACGAUUUCUCUUUGUAGAAUUUUUUUAUAUUUUGAAGUGAUAUUGACAGUAGAAUAAUCCUAUGAAAUUUGAGUAAAGAGAUCAAAUGUAAAAUAAAAUAAAAAGAUCAUUAUCAUUGGGAAAAAAGAAAAAGAAAAACAAGAAGGAAGAAGAGGAAUAAACUAGCAGGUGAAAGAACGAAAAAAAAAAGAAAAAAAACAAGAAGGAAGAAGAAGAAUAAACGAAACUCCACCAACAAUUGAACCCACUGACCAUCCAUCCACGAGAUUAUUUUGUUCUUUAGUGGAUUCAAAUCCUUCAUAUAUUAGAAUUUAUAGAAUUUAACCUAUAGAAAACACCGGAAUUUGUCGGCGAAGUGGGUUCAUUUGAUCCCACUUGACCCUACGUGGAUCCGCCCCUGCCCACAAAUAUGGAAGGAACCCUCAAUGAAUUCGCAAUUACUGCCACAAAAAAGUGGCCGCCCUCGCCCUUUCAAGAUAAGGGCGCAACAGAGUGUAUUCAGUGCCAGAGGACGGAGGAGAAACAUGGUUUUGUAGAUGACAUAGUAUUCGAGAUACUAACACGGCUUCUAGCUAAAUCUCUCAUGCGAUUCAAGUGUGUUUCUAAAGCUUGGAACAGUUUGAUACGACAGGAUUCCAACUUUUUCAAGUGGCACAAUGCUCGUUCUCAAGCCCGUCCCUCAGCCACCCGCCUCUUAUUUGAAAUUGUAAUAGACUAUCGUGCAGUUGUAGAAAGCACUUCUAAUUUCUCAACACAACUAGAAGGAUUAUCUUUACAACUCAUGGAUCCUCAUCAUUAUUUCGGCUCAAGAGAGAUUUUUAUUUGCUCAAAUCAUUGCAAUGGCCUCGUUUGUCUCUAUAGCUAUUUAGAUACUCAAGUUUACUUGUAUAACACCACCACAAGGGAGAUAAAAGCUUUGCCAUUCUCGCUGAGCAAUCCGAAAGGAUUGAGUCCUAGGUUGUUUUUGGGAUUUGAUCUGAAUACGGAGAAAUACAAAUUGCUUCAUGUUAAUAAACAACAUAAGAUCGAGAUUCUAACUCUAGGAACCAAUUCUUGGAUAAGAAUCGACGAAAAGUGUCAAAACUACUCCCGUAUAUGUUAUUCUGACUAUUGUAUCUUCCUCAAUGGGAUGCUUUAUUGGAUUGAUGAUAUACCAGAUACCAUCACCUACUUCAACUUCAUAGAGGAAAAGUUUGGAACUAUUUCACUCCCACAAUGGAAUUGUUUCCAUAUACUGAAUAAAAUGCAAAUUGCAUUGUCGGGAAAGCUGGUUAUUUAUCAGUUGGGAAUUAAUCAAGAGUGCUAUUUUGUAUACCAUGAGGUCAACAAGUUUUUUGUGGAAUCUUAUAUUCCCGAUUUGGAGAAUAAGGUUGUCUUGCUUGAAGCAGAAAACAUUGACAAGAUAACACAUUAUCCAAAGUAAUUUUAGCAACAUCGAGCUUUAUUAGCGCCUCAACGUCUUUGGUGUUCCCAGAUCAUUUUAAGUUAAGACAUGUUAGCAGUUUUGUUGAGAACAUUAUCCCAUUAACAUUUAUUGAAGUUUAGUUUCGUGUUU